AUUGAGCUUAUUCUCGCUCGCUUUCCGUGGAAACGCAAGCUUACCCCACCCCGCUUUCGGACCUCUGUAACCACCACCAUCCCACCUCGCAAGCUCCCCUGGUCGCUUGUCUCACAGUCGUCCAGUCUUGCGCCCAACCAUUGUAGCUCUCGGCCAUCCGUUAGUCGUACACCGCUCUCUUUCCCGGCCCUCGCCAUCCCAUCCCAACCACGCCUGCUGCUACCUACCUGGCCUCCGUGCCUCCCUGGUGGAGCCGAGAAGGCCGUGUGCCUGGUUGGAGCUGGCUGUGCCCCACUUGCUCUGUGCCCGCUGAGAUACAAAACUGCCCUUCCACCUCGAUCCCAAUCCCCUUCUGCCUCUCGUCUCUCGUCCCUCAUCUCCCUUCUCCUCUUGUUUCUUCCCCCGUCUUGCUCCAUCUCACUCCGCCGGGGAGACUGAACGCAAAGAAAACACCACAAAGCUACCAGUUGCCGGACAACAAAACUGCCCAGCAUGGUUCAGUCAGCAAUCCUCGGUUUCCCCCGCAUGGGUGUCAACCGUGACCUGAAGAAGGCCACGGAAGCCUACUGGGGUGGCAAGAUCUCGCAGGAUGAGCUCCUGGCCGAGGCCAAGAGGCUGAGGCUCGCACAUUGGAAGAUCCAGAAGGAUGCCGGUGUCGACAGCAUCCCCAGCAACGACUUUGCCCUGUACGACCAUGUCCUUUCCCACAUCCAGGACUUUGGUGCUGUCCCCGAGCGCUACUCUAGCUCCAAACUGAACCCCGUCGACGAGUACUUCGCCAUGGGCCGUGGCCACCAGAAGGACGGUGUCGAUGUUCCCAGCUUGGAGAUGGUCAAGUGGUUUGACUCCAACUACCACUACGUCAAGCCGACCCUGCAGAACAACCAGACCUUCAAGCUGACGGCCAACCCCAAGGCCGUUGCUGAGUUCAAGGAGGCCAAGGAGGCUGGCAUUACCACCCGCCCUGUCCUGGUUGGACCCGUGUCCUUCCUUCACCUGGCCAAGGCCGACCGCGACCAGACCGUCGACCCCAUUGACCUGCUUGACAAGCUGGUCCCCAUCUACGAGGACCUGCUCACUCAGCUGAAGGCCGCCGGCGCCGAGACGGUCCAGAUCGACGAGCCCGUCCUCGUCUUCGACCUGCCCGCCAAGGCCAAGGCUGCCUUCAAGCCCACGUACGAGAAGUUUGCCAGCCUGGGCGACAAGAUCCCCAAGCUGGUCUUUGCCACCUACUUUGGCGACAUCGUUCACAACCUCGAGGCCGUCCCCAAGGACAUCUAUGCCGUCCACGUCGAUCUCGUCCGUAACCCUGAGCAGCUGGAGGCGGUCGUCGGUGCCCUGGGCUCCAAGACUAUCCUGUCCGCCGGUGUCGUUGAUGGCCGCAACAUCUGGAAGACCAACUUCAAGCGCGCCAUUGAGACCGUUGAGAGCGCCAUCCAGAAGCUCGGCAAGGAGCGUGUCAUCGUCGCCACCUCGAGCUCUCUCCUCCACACACCCCACACCCUGGCCAGCGAGAAGAAGCUUGACGCUGAGAUUGCCGACUGGUUCUCGUUCGCCUCGGAGAAGGCUAUCGAGGUUGCCAUCAUCGCCAAGGCUGUGACUGACGGCCCUGCUUCGGUGCGCGAGCAGCUUGAGGCCAACGCCAAGUCGAUGCAGGCCCGUGCCACCUCGGCCCGCACCAACGACCCAAAGGUCAAGGAGAGGCAGUCAAAGAUCGUCGAGUCCGACUACAACCGCAAGUCGGAGUUCCCCGUUCGCAUUGCGGCGCAGCAGAAGAAGCUGAACCUGCCCCUGUUCCCCACCACCACCAUUGGCUCGUUCCCCCAGACCUCGACCAUCCGCGCUCAGCGUGCCAAGCUCACCAAGAAGGAGAUCUCGACUCAGCAGUAUGACAAGUUCAUUGAGGAGGAGAUCGAAAACAACGUCAAGAUUCAGGAGGAGCUGGGCCUGGACGUCUUUGUUCACGGUGAGCCCGAGCGCAACGACAUGGUGCAGUUCUUUGGCGAGCGUCUUGAUGGCUACGCCUUCACCACCCACGCCUGGGUUCAGAGCUACGGCUCGCGCUGCGUGCGGCCUCCCAUCAUCGUCGGCGACAUUUCUCGCCCGGCCCCUAUGACUGUGAAAGAGAGCAAGCACGCCGUAAAAGUGUCAAAGAAGCCGAUGAAGGGCAUGCUGACGGGCCCCGUCACGUGCCUGCGGUGGUCGUUCCCUCGUGACGACGUUCACCAGUCGGUUCAGGCCGAGCAGCUCGCCCUGGCUCUGCGCGACGAGGUUGUCGACCUCGAGAAGGCCGGCAUCGAUGUCAUCCAGGUCGACGAGCCGGCUCUGCGUGAGGGUCUGCCGCUGCGCUCUGGCAAGGAGCGUGAUGCCUACCUCAAGUGGGCCGUCAAGGCCUUCAAGCUGUCGACCUGCGGUGUUGAGGACCCGACCCAGAUCCACUCGCACUUCUGCUACUCGGAGUUCCAGGACUUCUUCCACGCCAUCGCUGCCCUCGACGCCGAUGUUCUGUCCAUCGAGAACAGCAAGUCGGACGCCAAGUUGCUCAAGGUCUUCGUCGAGGAGGCCUACCCCCGCCACAUCGGCCCGGGUGUAUACGACAUCCACUCCCCGCGUGUCCCCAGCGAGCAGGAGAUCAAGGACCGCAUCGAGGAGAUGCUCCAGUUCCUCAAGCCGGAGCAGCUUUGGAUCGACCCCGACUGCGGUCUCAAGACGCGCCAGUGGAAGGAGACCAAGGAGGCACUCCAAAACAUGGUCAACGCCGCCAAGUACUUCCGCGCCAAGUACUCCAAGUAAAUAAGACUUGGUUAAAGCAAGGCUUGCCCCGCUUUCUUCUCUUCGUGUGUAGAGAUUUUUCACGUUUUCUUAGGGCGAGGAUACUACCCCCUUAUUUCGCUUCUCUUUUCAUGUCUUCUUUUUGGGAUUUCGGCAAACGACUUCAACAGCGGCGUUUUACCAUUUCAUCUUUGGGACUAGCGUUGGUCAAACAUAUGAGACAAAAGUAGAGGGUCUCCGGGAAAUCGGUGUUUUGGCGGUUGGGAGCGGUUUUAACAACGGCGAAAGGGGAGGGGAUUCAACAUAUCAGAGGGAUUACAGAAAAGUCCGGAGACCUCUAGGGAUAUCGCCCAUCAACCGGGCAUCCCGCUAACGAUCAUACCCGCAUUGCUUUGAAUUUCAAUCAAUAAUGCAACAUUACGAAUGCGUUUCGCCAGAAAUAUCUUGCCCG
Messenger RNA from Gaeumannomyces tritici R3-111a-1, 3223 nucleotides. Its product is annotated as 5-methyltetrahydropteroyltriglutamate-homocysteine S-methyltransferase. The record is from RefSeq and is a predicted model, not a curated record. The transcript is spliced from 4 exons. Gene Ontology annotation, molecular function: 5-methyltetrahydropteroyltriglutamate-homocysteine S-methyltransferase activity; zinc ion binding. Bases 493 to 2793 code for a protein of 766 amino acids. NCBI's taxonomy places the organism in Eukaryota, Fungi, Ascomycota, Sordariomycetes, Magnaporthales, Magnaporthaceae.